Messenger RNA from Zalophus californianus (California sea lion), 5720 nucleotides. It is a transcript of the gene CEP152, whose product is annotated as centrosomal protein 152. NCBI's taxonomy places the organism in Eukaryota, Metazoa, Chordata, Mammalia, Carnivora, Otariidae. Gene Ontology annotation, cellular component: centrosome. Gene Ontology annotation, biological process: centriole replication. The record is from RefSeq and is a predicted model, not a curated record.
AGCUUCUAGCCGGCGAUUGAAGGAGGCGGCUGCUCGUCAAUGGCCUCAGCGCUUCUGGGUUCGGUUGUGACGAGGAAGGAGCUAGCGGAUUAGAGUCCUCGGAACACCAUGUCAUUAGAUUUUGGCAGUGUGGCACUGCAGACACAAAAUGAAGACGAAGAGUAUGACAAAGAAGACUAUGAAAGGGAGAAAGAGUUGCAGCAGUUACUCACCGACCUGCCGCACGAUAUGCUGGAUGAUGACCUGUCCUCCCCUGAGCUCCGCUAUUCCGACUGCAGCGAGGAUGGCACAGAGGGAGAACUACAUCGCUCUGAGCAAUUGGAGAUGAAUUGGCGUGAGCAUCAAGUGCUCCCUAAAUCUCAAAGUGUAAAUGACUAUAAUGAGAUUCGGGAUGUAUAUAUUGGAGAGAAAAGUGGCAACGGCUGGGAAGACAGUCAAAGUAAAAAUGAUGACCAGCGUCCUGGCUGCCAUCCCAAAGAAGGUGAAGAUGAAGGUGGAAGUGGUUAUAGUCCUCCAAGUAAUUAUGAACAGACAGAUUUAUAUCACCUUCCUGAAAACUUUAGGCCAUAUAUCAAUGGUCAGAAGCAGGAAUUUAAUAGUCAACCAACCAAUGUAAUUAAAUUUUCAGAUCCUCAAAGGAAUCAUUUCCAGCAAUAUGUUACAUCGCAAGGUCCCAGUUGUCAAGCUUUGGAACCAUAUAAAGUGACAUAUAAACCUUAUCAGGCUUCUGCCCAGAAUAAUGACUCACCAGCCCAGGAGAUAGCAGGAAGUGACACAUUUGAAAGCCUGCAACAACAAUUUUUAGGAGCUAAUGAAAAUUCUGCAGAAAAUAUGCAGAUUAUCCAACUUCAGGUUCUUAACAAAGCAAAAGAGAGACAACUAGACAAUUUAGUUGAAAAGUUAAAUGAAAGUGAGCAUCAAAUUAGAUAUCUGAAUCACCAGCUUCUAAUAAUCAAAGAUGAAAAGGAUGGUUUGACCCUCAGCCUCCGAGAAUCACAGAAACUCUUUCAGAAUGGAAAAGAAAGAGAGAUACAGCUUGAAGCACAAAUAAAAGUACUGGAGACCCAAAUACAAGCACUAAAAGUGAACGAAGAACAGAUGAUUAAGAAGUCCAGGACAACUGAAAUGGCUCUGGAGAGCCUGAAGCAGCAGCUGCUGGGCCUCCGUCAUUCAGAAUCACUUCAGCGUGCUAGAGAGCAGCAUGAGAGCAUUGUGAUGGGCCUCACGAAGAAGCAUGAAGAGCAAGUGUUGUCCUUACAAAGGAAAUUGGAUGCUACAGUUACUGCACUUAAGGAACAGGAAGAUAUUUGUUGUCAUUUGAAAGAUCAAGUGAAAGAACUGGAAAGGAAUCAAGAAGCAACCAAAUUAGAAAAGACUGAGAUCAUUAACAGAUUGACAAGAAGUCUAGAGGAGAGUCAGAAGCAGUGUGCCAACUUCUUGCACUCAGGCUCCGUACAGGAGGUGGCUCAGCUACGGUUCCAGCUGCAACAAGCACAAAAAGCACAUGCUAUGAGUGAAAACAUGAACAAGGCUUUGCAAGAAGAAUUAACGGAACUAAAAGAUGAAAUUUCUCUCUAUGAAUCUGCUGCAAAAUUAGGAAUACUUCCAAGUGACUCAGAAGGAGAAUUAAAUAUAGAACUCACUGAAUCAUAUGUGGAUUUGGGUAUUAAAAAAGUCAACUGGAAAAAAUCCAAAGUGAAGAGCAUUGUACAGCAAGAAGAGCCAAAGGACGAGCUUUCCAAAGAUGAGGUCAUUCUGAAGCUGAAGGGAGAAGUGCAGCGUUUGCUGGGGAGCAACUCGGUGAAGCGUCAUCUGGUCUCUCAGUUACAAAAUGAUCUCAGAGACUGUCGUAAGAAAAUGGAAGCUCUCCAACAAGCGGAGAAAGAUGAAAAAAGCAUUACGGUUGAGACUAAAAUAGAGACCUCAGAAAACCCAACUAAUCACUUGUGGCCUGGCUCUUCUACUUCUGAUACCAUUGUCAAAGAUGACAUUCUGCGACUUAAAAAUGAAAUUCACAUUUUACAACAACAAAAUCAGGAACUUAAAAAAACUGAAGAAAAACUGAGAAAUACAAAUCAAGACUUAUGUAGUCAGAUGAGACAAAUGGUACAAGAUUUUGACCGUGAUAAACAGGAGGCUGUGGAUAGGUGUGAGAGGACUUACCAACAGCACCAUGAAGCCAUGAAAGCGCAGAUACGGGAAAGCCUGUUAGCAAAGCAGGCUUUGGAGAAGCAGCAGCUCUUUGAAGUUUAUGAGGGGGCUCGCUUGCAACUUAGGUCUGACUUAGAUAAGACGAAUAAGGAGAUGGCCGCCGUGCAAGAAUGUUACCUGCAAGUGUGCAGAGAGAAGGAUGGUCUGGAGUCAGCUCUCAGGAAGACCACUGAAAAGGAGCAACAGGCUCAGGAGAAGAGACAGCUAUUGGAGGAAAGAGAAGAAUAUGUAAGCAAACCGCAGGUGGAACUUGAAGAAAAGUACCAAGAUACCCUUAUGAUGGAAAAGAACAAGUGGCUGAAAGAACAAGAAACUGAUAUUAAGCAGCAGGUUGAAAAUGAAGUGAUGUUAGCCAAAUCACACUGGGAUGAGGAACAGAAAGAGAUCAAACAAGAACUUAUUCAACAGCUUGAAAAGGAGUGGCAGUCUAAGCUGGAUCAAACUAUAAAGGCCAUGAAAAAGAAGACCUCAGAUUGUUGCAGCCAAACUGACCAAGUAGCCACCACGGAUGUUAUUUCCAAGAAAGAGAUGGCAAUUGUGAUAGAAGAACAGAAGCGGAAGAUCCGGCAAGAUUUAGAGCAAGAAAAGGAGACAGCUAUCAGUGGGGGCUUGAAGAAACUUGAGGUUGAGUUAGAACUCAAAUACUGUGAAAAUAUUGCCAGACAGGUAGAAACAGCUGUACAAAAUGCUCGUCAUCGAUGGCUGGAAGAAAUGCCUGACCUUGCAGAGUAUAAAGCACGGGUAAGAGCAGAACAGAAGAAGUGGGAAGAACAACAAGACAUCACUGUGGCCAGACGGAUAUCAUUUGCUAUAUCUGAAGCUAAAGAGAAAUGGAAAAGCGAGCUUGAAAAUAUGAAGAAAAAUGGAAUACCUGGAAAAGAAUUGGAAGAGAAGAUUUAUUCUCUUCAGAGAGAGCUUGAGUUAAAGAACGAGGAAGUCCCUGUGGUUGUCAGGGCUGAGCUGGCGAAGGCCCGGAGUGAAUGGAACAAAGAAAAGCAAGAAGAAAUCCACAGAAUUCAAGAACAAAAUGAGCAAGAUUACCGGCAAUUUUUAGAUGAUCAUCGAAAUAAAAUUAAUGAGGUGCUUGCGGCAGCUAAAGAAGACUUUGUGAAACAAAAAACUGAACUACUUCUUCAAAAGGAGACAGAAUUGCAAACAUGUCUAGACCAGAGUCGUAGAGAAUGGGCUACGCAGGAAGCCAGGCGGAUCCAACUGGAAAUCUAUCAGUAUGAGGAAGACAUCCUCACUGUACUUGAAUUUCUCUUGAAGGACACCCAAAAGGAACAUGUCAGUGGUUCAGAGAACAAGCAGCUCUUGGAACUCGUGUCAUCUUGUUCUUCAAAAUGGGUGUCUGCCCAAUAUUUUGAAAAACUAAAGGCCUGCAUACAGAAAGCCUUUCAAGACACCCUCUCCCUAGCUAUAGAAAAUGCCAACUCCGAGUGGGAAAAGAGAAAUAUGGCCAAGAUCUCUAGGGAUCCAGCCACAGAGGUCACUGGCAGAGGAGACCCUGGAGUCCUGGCAGUCCAUCCUGCACCCACUUUUGGAUGCUGUGCUCAGGCCUUGGCCUUGCAAAAAACAGAAGCAGAAGCUGAAGAGAAUACUAAAGUUGUUGAAGAAUUAAUAGAAGAAAACAAUGACAUGAAGAGUAAAUUGGAAGAACUGAGAACACUUUGUAAAACACCACCAAGGUCAUUGUCAGAAGGGGCCAUUGAAAAUGCUUGCCUCCUAUGCAAUGGGAGGGCCUUGGAAGAACUUCGUGGACAGUACAUUAAAGCUGUAAAAAAAAUUAAGCGUGAUAUGCUUCGUUAUAUUCAGGAGAGUAAGGAAAGAGCUGCGGAAAUGGUAAAAGCAGAGGUAUUGCGAGAACGUCAAGAAACCGCCCGAAAGAUGCGCAAAUAUUACUUGACUUGCCUCCAACAGAUUUUGCAGGAUAAUGGAAAACAGGAAGGGGCUGAGAAAAAGAUUAUGAAUGCUGCUAGCAAACUUGCUACAAUGGCAAAAUUGCUGGAAACGCCGAUUUCUAAUAAGUCCCAGAGCAAAACUACACAGUCAGUAGUACUACCUCUGACUUCAGAGAUGCUGACUGGAGUUGAAAAAUCAAAAAGAAAUGAUGUGAACCAGAAUACACCACGUCACACUGAAAGCAAAUCAAACAGUAUACAAACUAUCCCCAGAAGUAUGUGUGACCAAGUUCCUAAGAGAAGGGCUGCUUGUAACUUACGAAGACGGUUAGAGGACGCAGAGCAUGGGGACACAAAGCACAUGGGUUCCAAAGGGUCACACUCAGGCUUCCAGCUUGGGGAUAACAAUUAUAAACACCCAGACCUGUCGCCAAAAAAUGUUUCACCUGAGUUUGUGCCUUGUGAAGGUGAAAAAGGCUUUGGUUUGCGCAAGAAGAAAGACCUCAGUGAUAUUGGCUCUGAAUCACUUCAGCAUUCAGCCACAUACCCCUUUCUUGGAUCCUUUGGAAAUAAACCCUCACCUAGAUAUACCCCUAGUCUUUCUGAAUCUGGAUCCACACAUUUAACCUUUCGAGGUCCUAAUGAAAGACUUGGUUUAAAAGUGUAUAAGUGUAAUCCAUUAAUGGAAAGUGAAAAUGCUGCGUCUGAGAAAAGUCAAAGUUUGGGUGUUCGGGAAACUCCAGUAAAGGAUGGAGGGGACCUGGAUGACUCCAUAGGCUGGCAUUCCAACAGUGUCACUUUACCCUGCAACAGUCACGAAGUGUCAUUUUUAUACGGUAGACCACAAGAAACUCUGGAUAUACCAGCUGAAGCUGUUAAUUUCAAACAGUUUUCAGCAGCCAGUUGUCUUUCAGAUACAGAGAAAAAUAAAAUGAUUUGUCAACCAAUGAAAUGUCAGAGUGGUCACACUUCAGACCUGUUGGAAGAAAGCCUUCAGCCAGAGAUCGGUAUGACUCUUAGACACCCACCUCAUCAUAAGGCUGAUAUAUUAAAGUCAGAUUUCAAAAACCUGAGUACAGUACCAUCAUCUGUGUGUCGGCAGCCUUUGAGAAAAUUAAUUGCUCCUCUAUCUAGCCAACAAGAUAGUGGCUUUGAUAGCCCAUUUGUCAAUCUAACUAACUGUUGUACAGUAUUUAAGAAAAAUCAUUAAUAUAUGGACAAGAAAGCUGGAAGAGGAGACUUCAUAUUGAAAAAAUUGUGGACUCUCUAUUUUGAGAUGUUUUAAUAACAUCUAUCAUAUGAGUAAAGUGUUCUCAUAAAAUUAUUUGAGAUAUUAAUGUUGCCUUAAUCUUCCAAAGGCCUGAUGGUGUAUGUGUAAUCUGCUUCUGUGUGGUGCUUUAUAUUUGGUUGCUAAACCAUCUAUUUUUAUACUUCUAAAUUAGCAUUCUGUGCAGUGUUAAAUUAUUUAAAUAAACUUGCAUAUUGCCUAUUGAAUUGUUAUGAAUUCUUUUGUAAUUCAUAAUAUAGAAAUGUUAUACUGAUAUGUUUGAAAUUCAUCCAGAAUAAGAUAUAAAUCUUGAUGAUUUGUAUGUAUGAUCAGCCAAAUUC